Cygnus olor (mute swan) is the source of this 666-nucleotide messenger RNA. RefSeq names its product coiled-coil-helix-coiled-coil-helix domain containing 10 (gene CHCHD10). The record is from RefSeq and is a predicted model, not a curated record. NCBI's taxonomy places the organism in Eukaryota, Metazoa, Chordata, Aves, Anseriformes, Anatidae. Gene Ontology annotation, biological process: mitochondrion organization. Gene Ontology annotation, cellular component: nucleus; mitochondrion. Bases 20 to 427 code for a protein of 135 amino acids. The transcript is spliced from 4 exons.
CGCGAGGCAUUCUGAGGCGAUGGCGCGCGGCGGUAGGAGUGUGGCGCGGCCCGCGGCGGCACCGGCACCGGCCAGCCCGGCCCCAGCCGCCCCGGUGCCGGCGGCGCAGCCGGCGCAGCCCGGGCUGAUGGCGCAGAUGGCCAGCACGGCGGCCGGCGUGGCCGUGGGGUCCGCCGUGGGGCACGUCGUGGGCAGCGCCCUCACCGGAGCCUUCAGCGGCUCCUCCGAGCCCACCAAGGCGGCCCCGGCGCAGGAGCCUCGCCAGCAGCCUGUGUACCAGCAGCAGUCGCCCUAUGGGCCCUGCCACUACGAGAUGAAGCAGUUCCUGGAGUGUGCUACUAACCAGAGAGACCUGACCUUGUGUGAGGGCUUCAACGAGGCGUUGAAGCAGUGCAAAUAUAGUAAUGGUGUUUCCUCUCUCCUGUGAGGAAUCUGCACACUUGUAGGGAGAAGAAGAGCCUGGUGUAGAGCCCUGAUGGCUGCAAGGAGUGGAAGGAAGGAUGGACAGGUGAUGAGCUGGAGGGAACAGGCUGACCAGAUCGGAGUCUUCUGGGGUAACUUACUUCUGGAGUAAUAGGGAAGUAAAGGAACGGUUGGAUUUGUGAUUCUGGAGUUCAGAUAGUGCUGUAUUUAUUAUGGAGAAAUAAAGAAGUUUAUUUGGAACUA